AGUUUUGUAUAGAAGCACAGUGUGAAGACAACGUCGGGAAGGAAUACAAGUUUUUAGUUUUACUUCCCCCCCCUUCUGUUUGCUUUGCCUGUAUGACUAUUGUAUACUCUUGACAGAAGGAGCUUGAAUAUAUUCAGAUAAACUGCUGAUGAUUCAGAUAUGGCAUUAGUCUGAAGAAUACAUUAGCCAGGUUGCUGCUUCCAGGGAAGAGUUGAACGUGUGCUGUACCUGAGAAGGAUAUGCCUACUGAACUAAGCCGUACACUCAGAAUGCAAGCUGUUUCUGAACUAAGUGCCUCCUUACCACGUCUAUUGAACAAGGGUCCAGGUUAUCUCCGCAAGCAGAUAGAAGGAGAAAAUAAGGGCAGAAUAAGUGCAGUGGAAAGGCUGGCAGCUGACAAAGCCAAAUAUGUGAAAAGUGAGCAAGUCAUCCGGACAAAACAGGAGGUGGUAACACAGUGUUCAGCUUCAGAAAGCAGCAGUGAAAACUGUUCUGUAAAUAGCAGGAAAAGUUACAAUGAGUCCCAAGGAAAAAAGGAUGCAGAAAACAUAGACCUGAAUAAUUUAAAAAAUGAUGUCUGUACACCAUCACGGAAAGGUUCCCCUAUAGUAAAGCGCAAUAGUUCCAAAAAGCAGACAAGACCAGAUUCUCUGGUAAUGUAUCGUCAAAAGUGUGAGCUGGUAAAAGGGCAGAAUAAUGAGCCUACAAGAGUGGGUCUGGUGAAACGGCUGUUCCAAGGCACACAUAAGGAGAAAACAUCACCUUCUCUGGAAGUGUCUAAACUUGCAAUAAAGGAACAGUCUGAACAUGCUAACAACAGAGUAGAAACACAGGCAAUUGCUGCUGAUUUGCAGAAAACACCAGUCAUCCACCAUCAUACUGAAAAUACAAAUAUAACAAAGCAACAUGUACAGGAUUCUGUCUUGCCUCGGCAAGGACAUGAAGGACCUGAAGCGACAGCAGGUGAUAAGCGACGACCAGGGUUGCAACGGUCACUUUCGGACAUUAGUUCCAGGUAUUCUAAAUCUUUCUCUGAGUUUGAUAGUUUCUUUAAAUACUGUGGUCUUGAGCCAGAGGUUAUUGAAGAUCUUGGGAAGGAUAAUUUUUCUGCCGUUACUGACAAUGUUUCCUUUAGGAUUCGUAGCAUAAGCACUGCAACUUCAGACAGUGGGUUUUCAAGGCACAGCAGUGACAAUGGGCUGCUAGAAGAAGAACUUCAUGAGCAGGGCCCAUCCACUACUUCUGUGAUUGAACGUAAUGCACGGAUAAUUAAGUGGUUAUACAGCUGUAAAAAAGCCAAAGAAGCAGUGAAGGUAUUUCAGGAGCUUACAUAACUGUUCUGAACUGGUUUGUUUUCACAGCAUACUUCCCAUAUGUCAAAACACAUGUAACAGAAAAGGAUGGAACAUAUAAAAGGAAGUUUAAAUAUACAUAUAUAUAUAUAUAUAUAUAUAUAUAUAUAUAUAUAUAUAUAUAUAUAUACACACACAUAUUAUCUACAAUACGAGAACUCGAGAAAUGUUUCACUGACAUUGACUGUAUUGCCUAUGAACAUGCCUUUAGCUGGCAGAGUAAAACAAUAUGGAUUUUUAACUUGCUUGUAGAGCAGGCAAGAAAUCAGUACUCUGAGCUUAAGGAAAUUAAAGUCUGAUGUGUCAGAAACUGUUUGAUAUCAUACUUUCAUAAGGUAAUUAUAAACAGAUGAUAUUUUUAACAUAAAAAAUGUAUAAAACAGAAGGUUAUAUAAUUUUCAUAUUGUGCUAUAUACAGUUUUAUACUCUAAAGUUAUUUAUUGCACUAGAAAAUUAGUUUAUUCAUGAUGUCCUGCAAAAAAAUAAGUGUUCAAAUGAUACCAAAGGGAAAAAAACAUAGUGCUGCCUUACAGGGCUAUUCUAUCACAUAUUUUGCUACUUUGCUAGCCUGUUUUAGUAGGAGUCAUGGAUCUUUAAUAUAAAAUAAAUGUUUCAGUAUCUGA
Molecule: messenger RNA, 1975 nt
Organism: Protopterus annectens (West African lungfish)
Lineage: Eukaryota; Metazoa; Chordata; Ceratodontiformes; Protopteridae
Product: protein FAM110C-like
Exons: 1
Coding region: 240-1334 (364 amino acids)
Biological process (GO): regulation of cell projection assembly; positive regulation of cell migration
Cellular component (GO): cell cortex
Molecular function (GO): alpha-tubulin binding
Source: RefSeq, a predicted model, not a curated record